Molecule: messenger RNA, 3764 nt
Organism: Coregonus clupeaformis (lake whitefish)
Lineage: Eukaryota; Metazoa; Chordata; Actinopteri; Salmoniformes; Salmonidae
Product: heat-stable enterotoxin receptor-like
Exons: 27
Coding region: 231-3500 (1089 amino acids)
Biological process (GO): intracellular signal transduction; receptor guanylyl cyclase signaling pathway; cGMP biosynthetic process
Molecular function (GO): peptide receptor activity; protein kinase activity; ATP binding
Source: RefSeq, a predicted model, not a curated record
AUUUGGGAUGACAAGUAACAAUAUUUUUUGUUAACUUUGAAUUUAUUGGAAUUAAAAGAACAUUUCUGGCAAAUGGAUUAGUAUUUUGCCAACCCACAGCUCAAAUGUCUUGUCAUUGAACAUCUCCUCAACAUAAAUGGUAUUAGAAGAGGUCAUCUAGACUGGAAAAUCCAAAGACUCACCUUAUGAAAAAUAGGAACACUCAAUAGCUUAUACAUUCAGUCCUCAGAAUGGCUUAUAAAGGUUGGUGGCUAUGUGUCUGCUGGCUGGUGCUGAUCGCAGGCCGAUGUGAGGUGACUUACCCCCACUGUCUGGAUGGGAUCAUGAUGAACGUGGUUCUGCUGGAUGACGACAUCUCUCCCUGGAGUAUGACAUUUGUCCGUAGUGCUGUGGAGAGAGCGAUCCAGCUCGACGCUGAACUCAAAUGUAAAAGUUGUCCAAACGGAGUGAAGCCAAACCUGACGGCAAACUUCCUAGGGCUGGAGACUAGUUUGUACAGCAAGAAAGGCUGCCAAAGCAGCACCUGUGAGGUGGUGGAGACCUUGAAGAACCUAACUAAAACAGGCCAGGAGGGCUGGGUUUUGCUGGGGCCCACCUGCACCCAUGCAACCUUUCAGAUGGUUGAUCAAGAGGUUGGUCUGAAGCUCAUCAUGCCCAUCAUCUCAGCAGGCAGCUUUGCUCUGUCCUGUGACUACCAAGACAACCUGACCCGCAUACUGCCCCCUGCACGCAAGAUCUCCACCUUCUUCACGAAGUUCUGGGACUUCAAAAAUGAUAUCAAACCCAAGUGGUCCACAGCCUUCCUCUAUAAGAAGCCGGAGAACACUGAGGACUGCUUCUGGUAUAUCAAUGCACUUGGUACAGGCUCAGCCCACUUUUCCUUACAUGUCAAAAAUACCCAAGUUAUAAGCAAAGCGGAAGACCUUAGAAAGGAAUUAAACUCCAAAAAGAGGACAAGCAAUUUGUUCAUAGUGUGUGGGACACCAGAAGAUAUCGUGGACCUGAAGAAUGGAACUAUGGAGGUUGAUCCUAGUGUUGUUUUCAUCCUGGUCGAUCUUUACAAUGAUAAGUACUACACCAAUAAGUCCUCUAUCCCUGCUAUGAAGAACGUGUUGGUUCUCACCAUGCCCAACACUAGGAACUAUACUGUGGACACAGACCUGGGCAACAACAUGACGAUGAAUGACUACAUGGCAGCGUACCAUGAUGCAGUGCUGCUGUUUGGUCAGGUGAUGAGGAAGGUCUGGAGCAAGCCAGAGUCUGAGCUCAACCACACAGAGGUAGUCAAUAUCAACCACUUCAGAAACAUCUCAUUCGACGGCAUCGCAGGCCACUACAAGCUGGAUAACUAUGGGGACAGAGACGUGAAUUUUUCAGUCAUUUACACCACCACUGACAACAAGUAUGAAACUUUAUUUGUAUUCAACACCGUCUACAACUACACCAACAUCGUCAACAGAAACCCAUCCUUCAUCUGGGGCAAACAUCUCCCAGAUGACACUCCAGACCAGGGUCUGAGAGUGCAGGACAUCACUGUCAUUGUCUUAGGUGUCACUGUGGUGGUGGUAGCUAACAUCGCUUUCAUCUUCUACAGGCAGAACAGGAGAGAGCGCCAGGUGAGGAAGAGAUGGUCUCACAUCCACUCUGACCUCAUCACCCCGCUGGAGUACAACGAACAUAGCCUGAUCUCCCUCAAGAUUGACGAAGACCACAGGACAAACAAAAGUUAUAUGAUCCGCCAAGGACGCUACGAUAAAAAGAUUGUGAUCCUGAAGGAGCUGAAGCACUCGGACGGGAACUUUAACAAGAGUCAGAGGAUAGAGCUCAACUCGCUUCUGCACAUUGACUACUACAACCUGACUAAGUUCUAUGGCACAGUCAAGUAUGAUCAUGGUGUGUUUGGGGUGUUCGAGUAUGGCGAGAGGGGAUCCCUAAGGUGUGUGCUGAAUAACAAUAUUUCGUACCCGGAGGAGACCUUUAUGGACUGGGAGUUUAAGAUCUCUGUAAUGUAUGACAUCGCCAAGGGUAUGUCCUACCUCCACUCCAGUGACAUCCAGGUCCAUGGCCGUCUCAAGUCCACUAACUGUGUAGUGGACAACCGCAUGGUGGUCAAGAUCACUGACUUUGGCUGCAACACCAUUCUAAACCCAGGCAGAGACCUGUGGACAGCUCCAGAGCACCUGCGUAGAAAGGGGAUCUCCCAGAAGGGAGAUGUCUACAGCUUUGCCAUCAUCGCCCAGGAGAUAGUUCUCAGGAGGAGCACCUUUUACACCGAGGCAUACUCUGACCGCACAGAGAAAAUGUCCAGAGUGCAGUACCCCAGCAAAAUAACCUAUUUCAGACCUGAUCUGAAUUUUGAGACUGCAGGAGAAAAGGAAUUGGAGGUGUACAUGCUGAUAAAGAUCUGCUGGGAUGAGGACCCAGAGCGAAGGCCUGACUUUAAGAAGAUAGAGAGCUCAUUGGGGAAGAUCUUCAGUAACCUGCACAACCAGGCUAAUGAGAGCUACAUGGACAACCUGAUCCGUCGUCUACAGAUGUACUCCCGGAACCUGGAGCACCUGGUGGAGGAGAGGACAGCUCUGUACAAGGCUGAGAGAGACAGGGCCGACUGCCUCAACUUCAUGCUGCUGCCUCGUCCUGUGGUGCGUUCUCUGAAGGAGACAGGCAUCGUGGAGCCGGAGCUGUUUGAGGAGGUGACGGUGUACUUCAGCGACAUCGUGGGCUUCACCACCCUGUGCCAGUAUAGCACCCCCAUGGAAGUGGUGGACAUGCUCAACGACAUCUACAAGGGCUUUGACAGCAUCCUCGACCACCAUGACGUAUACAAGGUGGAGACGAUAGGUGAUGCGUACAUGGUGGCGUCGGGGUUGCCGCAGCGGAACGGAAACAGGCACGCGGUGGACAUCUCCCGCAUGGCCCUGGACAUUCUGGCAUUUAUGGGGACCUUCCAGCUCAGACACCUGCCGGGGCUACCUGUGUGGAUCCGCAUUGGGAUGCACUCAGGCCCCUGUGCAGCAGGAGUGGUGGGGAUAAAGAUGCCCAGAUACUGCCUGUUUGGAGACACAAUCAACACUGCCUCUAGCAUGGAGUCAACGGGACAUCCCCUGAGAAUCCACGUCAGUCAGCCCACCAUCAGCAUCCUACAGAGGACAGACUGCAAGUUUGAGUACGAGAAGAGAGGGGAGACUUUCCUCAAGGGUAAAGGCACAGAGUUGACCUACUGGUUGACAGGUGAAACAGGAGAGGACUACAACCUGCCAAUGCCACCGACAGCGGAGAACUGCCAGCGUCUGCAGCAGGACCUGGCCCAGAUGAUCCAGGAGUGUCUGGAGAACCGCUCGCUGGGGUCAGAGGUCAUGGAGAAGAGGAAUACCCUGUCCAUGAGGCAGAGGAGGGUGGGGAGGGAUGGAGCGGAGCAGAGGGGAGAGGAGGAGGAUCACGAUGACCAGCCGGAGUACCUCCAUCUGGCUACGGUCGACAACUUCAGUACUUUCUUGUAGUUAUUUUGAUAAGGAGGAUUAGGGUUAUUAUAUUGUUGUUCUUUUGUCUAUUGAUGCGAGUCUUCUCCCAACUUCUGCAUCAAUCAUUCUUGGUUGUCAAUGGAAGAUUUGUGUGAAAACUAAAGUCACAUGCAGAUCUUGAGUUAGAAUUCUGGCCUUUUGGAGGAACCACAAAGCUGUAGACCAACUAAGCACUUUACUGAUACAGUUGAAGUCGGAAGUUUACAUACACUUAGGUUGGCGUCCUUAAAUCUCGUUUUUCAA